GUCGACUCGUCGUGGCCGCCGGCAACUCACGCCCACCGCGCGCGCGCGCGAAUUAAUACAAACACAUUAACACACACAGAGAGAGAAAAUUGGCGCGCCUCGCGCUGUGCGCCUUCGAAUUUUGGAGGCGACGCGCGGGAGGACGGAAUCGGCCGGGGAUUCGCUGCGUCGCCGCGCGAGAGCGAGAGGAGGAGGAGGAGGAGGAAGCCGGGAUGGGGGUGUCGGACAACACGGUGGGGCUUUCGCUGGCGGUGGCGUCCAGCGCCUUCAUCGGCGCCAGCUUCAUCCUCAAGAAGAUCGGACUCAUCCGCGCCGGCAAGGGCGGCGUCCGCGCAGGUGGUGGAGGAUACACUUAUCUUUUGGAACCUCUAUGGUGGGCUGGAAUGAUGACAAUGUUGCUUGGGGAGAUAGCAAACUUCGUUGCUUAUACCUUUGCACCAGCCGUACUUGUGACUCCCCUUGGGGCACUAAGCAUAAUCGUAAGUUCAUUUUUAGCACAUUUCGUGCUGAAGGAACGGCUUGAGAAGCUAGGUGUUCUUGGUUGUGUAUCAUGCAUUGUCGGUUCAGUUAUUGUUGUUAUACAUGCUCCUCAAGAACAUAUGCCUAAUUCUGUAGAGGAAAUCUGGAACUUAGCCAUUCAACCAGGAUUUCUAACAUAUGCGGUAGCAACCUUAGUAGUCGUGGCAGCACUAGUUCUCUUCUUUGAACCUCGAUAUGGUCAGACAAAUAUCAUGAUAUAUCUGGGCAUCUGCUCUUCUAUGGGAUCACUAACAGUCGUUAGCAUCAAAGCCAUUGGUGUUGCUAUAAAGCUUACGCUGGAUGGAAUGAACCAGGUUGCUUAUCCACACACAUGGCUUUUUGUUAUCAUUGCAAUCAUCUGUGUGGUUUCUCAGAUAAAUUACCUCAAUAAGGCACUGGAUACCUUUGAUUUAGCUGUUGUUUCUCCAAUUUAUUAUGUAAUGUUUACGACUCUUACAAUAGUGGCAAGUGGAAUUAUGUUCAAGGACUGGGCUGGUCAAAGCUUCAGUAGCAUUGCUUCUGAAUUUUGUGGUCUGAUAACAAUUCUUACCGGAACAAUUAUGUUACACACAGCAAAGGAGGAAGAAACAGGCAGUUCUGCAGCUUUGCCAUGGCCUUUGGAUAGAGGGUCCAUAUCCUGGUGUAUCAGUUUAGGGAGCGACAAUCUACUGAAGAAUGUCAAUGAGGACUACUUUGCAGCUCUGCAAAGUUCUCCUGCGCCAGUUUAAUUGUACAUUUGGAAGUAAUUUCCUUUUACUUCCAUUGACGAAGAAACUUAUAGAGUGAUGUACAAAAUAUCAUGCAAAUUGCACAGGAACCUUAGCAGUGCCAACAUUCUGGCAGUUUUGUUGUAGAAGAUUUUAUCUGACAUUCUUUCACUGUACAUAAGGACUUGUAAAAUUUGUGAAACCAUUCUUGGAACCACACGAUGUUAGGAAAUUCUUGGAACCAGAUUGUCCCAGUUACCUAAUCUGUUUGUUUGACAGUGAGCGAGCAGAAUUGCUCGCUGAAUGUUGUGCAGUAUGAA
This is a messenger RNA of Oryza sativa Japonica Group (Japanese rice), 1546 nucleotides long. RefSeq names its product probable magnesium transporter NIPA6. Lineage: Eukaryota; Viridiplantae; Streptophyta; Magnoliopsida; Poales; Poaceae. Gene Ontology annotation, molecular function: magnesium ion transmembrane transporter activity. Gene Ontology annotation, cellular component: membrane. Gene Ontology annotation, biological process: magnesium ion transport. The record is from RefSeq and is a predicted model, not a curated record.